CAAACUUCAUGUUGAAGUAAAUUUCAUUUUUGACGUGAAUAGAGUGGGAACUUUGCGAGUAGUACAGGAAUAAAAUAAAAGGCACGGCGUGACGCGCCUUUGACGAAUAAAAUAUUAUAGAAUGGGAAGAUUAAGGAAUAGCGCUGUGCUUGUAAUAAUAUCUUUAUUAAUUGAAACGAAUGGCUUCUAUGUGCCUGGUGUUGCUCCCGUGGAGUUUAAAAAGGGGCAAAAAAUUGAUGUCAAGGCAGUUAAAAUGACCAGUACUCAUACACAACUACCUUAUGAAUAUUAUUCUGUUCCUUUCUGCAGACCAAAGAAUGGUACUCUCAUUUAUAAAUCUGAAAAUUUAGGAGAAGUAUUACGUGGUGAUAGAAUCGUAAAUACACCAUAUGAGGUACUAAUGGCAGAGAAUGUAACCUGCAGACUCUUAUGUCAUGAAUCAUCCACUAGUAUGACAUGGAAUGAAGAAGAAUCACAACGUGUUAUAGAGCGCAUUCAACACGAUUAUACUGUACACUUGUUAAUCGACAAUUUACCAGCAGCAACAAAGAAAAUACAUAAAGAUACACAGAAUGUAAUUGUAUAUCAUGGAUAUCGUCUGGGUGGUAUCAUAAACGAUCAGUUUUACAUCAAUAACUACCUUAAACUAAAAUUAAGCUACCACAAAUAUGGAGAAAAUGAAUUUAGAGUAGUUGGUUUUGAAGUAGAAGCUAGAUCGGUUGAUAUAAGUCAACUGAAGUUUGAAGGAAAUGUGUGUACAUUACCUACGCACGCAAAUCCGCAAUUUGUCAAUCCUAAGGGAACUAAACUGUUGUUCCUAUAUUCUGUGGAAUGGAAACUAUCUGAUGUAAGUUGGGCAAGCAGAUGGGACAUAUAUUUAGGAAUGAGCGACGUUGAAAUUCAUUGGUUUUCAAUCAUCAAUUCUCUUAUUGUAGUCCUUUUCCUUUCUGGAAUUCUAACAAUGAUCAUGGUUCGAACUCUUAGAAGGGAUAUUGCGCGUUACAAUGCUGGUGAAAGUGACAGUCUAGCAGGUUUGGACGAGACGAUCGAAGAGACUGGUUGGAAACUAGUCCAUGGAGAUGUAUUUCGACCUCCACCGAAUCCUCGAUUAUUUGCUGCUGUAAUAGGCAGUGGAAUUCAGAUAUUUUUCAUGACUUUAAUAACGAUAUUCUUUGCGAUGUUGGGCAUGCUGUCCCCUGCUAGCAGAGGUGCGCUUGGAACCUGCGCAAUAUUUCUAUAUGUAUUUUCUGGGUUAAUUGCCGGAUAUUUCUCUGCGCGUCUUUAUAAAACAAUGCGAGGUCGAAAAUGGAGAAGGACAGCAAUAUUAACGGCAACACUCUAUCCUGGAAUAGUGUUUACUACUUGUUUCUUUUUAAAUUUCUUUAUAUGGGGAAAGCAUAGUUCUGGAGCGGUACCAUUUACAACAAUGUUAGCGUUGUUAUGUUUGUGGUUUGGAAUAUCACUUCCUCUCGUAUAUUUAGGAUAUUUCUUUGGAUAUCGUAAACAGCCAUUUACGCAUCCUGUUAGAACGAAUCAAAUUCCGAGACAAGUUCCUGAUCAAUUAUGGUAUAUGAAUCCGGUAUUAUGUACACUAAUGGCUGGAAUUCUUCCUUUUGGAGCUGUAUUCAUAGAAUUGUUUUUCAUUUUAACCGCGUUAUGGGAAAACCAAUUCUACUACCUUUUUGGAUUUUUAUUCCUCGUUUUUUGUAUUCUCGUCAUUUCUUGCUCUCAGAUAUCUAUAGUUAUGGUCUAUUUUCAAUUAUGUGGAGAAGAUUACAGAUGGUGGUGGAGAAGCUUCAUCGUUAGUGGAGGGUCAGCUGUAUAUGUCCUAGCCUACUCCGUAUUCUAUUUCAUGACUAAAUUGGAAAUAUCAGAACUUGUUCCGACACUUCUGUAUUUCGGGUAUACAGCGUUAAUGGUGCUAACCUUUUGGUUAUUAACAGGUACAAUAGGUUUCUUUGCAGCAUAUGCAUUUAUUCGAAAAAUAUAUGCAGCUGUAAAAAUAGAUUAGUCAAAAUUAGCAUUAAAAAUAACAAUACUGAGAAGACAAGUUUCUAAAUUUGUAAUGAAUAUUUAAUUAUUCUUAAAUUAAAUGUAUAAAACCAAAACAGUACAAUAGUUUGCUUUCAGUUUCCAUAAGUUAAUCUAAUUUUGAUUAUAAUCGAGUAAUACAUCUGACAAAUAUUAUUCUAAAAUACUGUAAAUUUGUUUCGACUGUACCAAAGUAUAUAAAACCCUACAUUAAGGAAUGAAUGGAGAUAAAUUAUAAUAGUACACUAUUGUUUAAUAGUUACUAUUUCCAAUUGUUUAUUAGAUUUUUUUUUUAAUACUUCGUUAUUAUCAAAGUACUUAUAAAUUCAUAGAACAGAGUGCUACUCACAUGAUUCAGUAAAGAAUACACCUAUAUAUGUUAAGAAUGUAUAUAUACACACACAACACACAUAUACAUAUAUACAAAUUAUGCGAGUUCCAUUGACUAGAUUAAUAUUACUGUUUGAAACAGUAUCAAAAAAUAUGUAAAAAUAUUCAUAAAUGUGAUAUUAAUCAUAGUCAAUGUCAGUAUUAUAAAUAACAACAUUAGUUCACAUUAUCUUUCGUUUUAUCACAAUAACAUAACAAUGCUUUGCAGAUUAUGUUUGUAAAAGAUUGUUAUUAACACACACACACACACACACGCGCGCGCGCGCAUUGAACGCAUUAUACUGUAAGAUUAAUAAUAUAAAAUUCGUGUAUUUACUUAUAUUUGUAUGAGUCUGAAUGUAAACUUCAUUCCUUAACAUUCUGUCACAUAAAAUAUGUAGUAAUUAUAUAUAAAUUAUUUUUGGCUUGUUUAUAAAUAUCUGCACAGUCAAAGGCAGAGAUAUUAUGUUUAGUACGUAUGUAUGUAGAAAUAUUUUGUUGGACUUCCAAUGUACUACUAGGUAAAAUGUAUAAUAUGUAAGCAACUUUUAUACAUGUUACAAUGAAAAUUUC
Messenger RNA from Hylaeus anthracinus, 2973 nucleotides. It is a transcript of the gene TM9SF4, whose product is annotated as transmembrane 9 superfamily member 4. The transcript has 10 exons. Bases 122 to 2011 code for a protein of 629 amino acids. Gene Ontology annotation, cellular component: membrane. The record is from RefSeq and is a predicted model, not a curated record. Lineage: Eukaryota; Metazoa; Arthropoda; Insecta; Hymenoptera; Colletidae. Gene Ontology annotation, biological process: protein localization to membrane.